Molecule: messenger RNA, 6891 nt
Organism: Tilletiopsis washingtonensis
Lineage: Eukaryota; Fungi; Basidiomycota; Exobasidiomycetes; Entylomatales
Product: Not1-domain-containing protein
Exons: 5
Coding region: 51-6554 (2167 amino acids)
Biological process (GO): nuclear-transcribed mRNA catabolic process, deadenylation-dependent decay
Cellular component (GO): CCR4-NOT core complex; P-body
Molecular function (GO): molecular adaptor activity
Source: RefSeq, a predicted model, not a curated record
GCAGCAGCGGCGCCCCCGGCCGCGCAGAGCUUGCGGCGCCGGCGCUCAGCAUGCACGAUGGCUCGGGCGCGCCGCCGGGCAUCUCUGGCAACGGCGGCGGCUCGGCUCCGUCGUCGGCUGCCGUGCUCGAGUCUGCACUUGACGCGCUGAGACAGCGCGCUCCGCGCUCUGGCGACGGCGCCCUCUCUCCGAGCCAGCUCGCCGCCUUCCUGGUGCCCCUUCUCUCCGACGGCUCGAACGGGUCCGAAGCGCCCCUGCUCGAGCGCCGUCAUCGCCGCGCACUUGUGCGCGCUGUGGCCGAGCAUGUCGGGCCCGAGGGCGUUGCGCAGGUGCUGCCGCAGACCCUGCCGAACGUGCGCUUCUCGCCGAUGCGCAGCGUGGCAGACCUGCUCGCAGACCUCGGCCCCGACGGCGUGCCCAGCGUCGAUGUCGCACGCGCCGUGCUGUCGCGCUUCGGCAUGUCCGAGAACGCGCCGCCAGACGAGGGCACCGUGUCGGACAUUCUCGGCGGACUGCUGAGCGUCACGCCGGACGAGCUCGAAGGCGGCAUCGCUACGGACUAUGCCUGCGUCGUGCGCGCCAUCUGCAGCAUCGCGCCGCGCUACCUCAAUUGGUCGCGCGCCGUGCGCCUGCUCGACGUGCCGGAAGGCCUGACGCUUGCGCCAGGCUCGAACUGGAACGGCUUCGCCGCAGCGCUGCUGGCCGCUCCUCGUGACGCACAGCAGUCGCCGGCCGUGGCUGGCCUUUGGGGCGCGUGGGCCCAUCGCUUCCGCCAGCUGCAGAUCCUUGGCGGCCUUGUGGCCCUGCCGGCCGAUGCCUUCUCCUUCCUGGCGCUUCCGGGCCGCCGCAUUGUCUCGGUCGACGACGUGGCUAAUGCAAGCCAGACCGUCAAGAGCCUGGCUGCGCAGGUCCAGAACAGCUCGUGGAACUCGCUCGACCUCAUCGAGAGCCUGACGCAGAUCGCCGAUACCGACGAGCACGACGUGCGGAUCGCCGUGACGGAGAUCCUCGAGAAGGCCGUCAAGUCGAGCGCGGAGCUCGUGCUCAUGGCGCUGGUGCAGAUUCCGCAACCCUGGACGACGGUGCAUGCCGAGCUCGCCUCCAAGCUGCUGUCGAUGUUCUUCGCCGGGCACCCGUCGCACCAGCUCGUGUUCCUGCGCAUCUGGCAGACGAACCGGGGCUACCUGCUGAACGCGUUCCGCGGCUUCUACGUCGAGAACGCGAUGAACAUCACGCGCCUGCUCGAUGUCGCACAGGACCUCAAGAUCCUCGAUGCGCUGCUCGACGCGCGGCCGUUCUACUUUGCGCUCGACGUGGCCGCGCUGGCCUCGCGCCGCGAGUACCUCAACCUUGAGAAGUGGCUGCAGGACAGCAUGCAGGCGCACGGCAGCGUCUUUGUGCGCGCCUGCCUCGAGUUCCUCGACGCCAAGGCCAAGGACGACCUGGCCAAGCAGGACCCGCAGGCCGAGCAGAACUUCAUGCCCCUCACCGUGCAGACCGUCGCGGUCUUUCUGCGGGUGCUGCGUGCGCAUGGAGACAGCCUGAGCGCAGAGGAGAUCGACUACUUCAAGGUCGUGCGGAACCUCUGCCUGCAGCUGCACCCGCGCCUGAUGAACCUUGCGCCCGGCGCCGAGGCGCAGGAGCCCGGCCUGCACGUCGUCACCUUCCCGCAGGACAUCCACGAAGAGGCGGAUUCGUGGUACCGGCAGAUGUACGAGGAGGAGAUCAGCAUCAGCGACGUCGUCUCGCUGCUGCAGCGCACCAAGGCGUCGGACGACCCGCGCGACCACCAGAUCUUUGCCUGCAUGGUGCACACGCUCUUCGACGAGUACCGCUGGUUCGACCUCUACUACCCGCCGCGCGAGCUGGCGAUGACGGCCGUCGUCUUUGGCUCGCUCAUCCAGCACCAGCUGAUCGACUACAUCCCUCUCGGCAUCGCCAUCCGCUACGUGCUCGACGCGCUGCGCGAGGCGCCCGAGUCGAACAUGUUCAAGUUCGGCCUGCAGGCGCUGCUCCGCUUCCAGGACCGCCUGCCAGAGUGGCCGCAGCUCGGCCAGGCGCUCCUGGCGCUGCCGCACGUGCAGCAGUCGCACCCAGACAUCGCGCGCAUGGUGCGCGCGGCAAUGUCCGGCCAGGCUCCGCAGCAGCAGCAGAACGGCGGCGGCGACGGACGCGAGCUGUCGGCGGCGCCCGAGGAGGAGAAGGUGCCCUUCACGGCGCUGAACGUCGACCCCAUCCUCGACGCCGAGGAGCAGCGCGAGCCGGCCGAGGACACGUCGGACCGCAUCCUCUUCCUCCUGAACAAUCUGUCGCCCAGCAACCUGGACGCGAAGCUGGUCGAAGCUCGUCGUCUGAUCACGCCCGACCUGCACCACUGGUUCAGUUCGUACCUCGUGCUGCAGCGCGUGUCGAUCGAGCCGAACAACCACGGCCUCUACACGCAGUUCCUCGAUGGCCUGGAUGCUGCGACGCUGCUGCACCACGUGCUGCACGAGACGUUCGUCAAGGUCAAGGCGCUGCUCAACUCGGACAAGACGGUGCAGUCGACGACGGAGCGCACGCUGCUCAAGAACCUCGGCUCCUGGCUCGGCGGCCUGACGCUCGCGCGCAACAAGCCUGUGCGCCAUCGCAACAUUGCCUUCAAGGAGCUGCUCAUCCAGGGCUACGACAGCAACCGCCUCAUCGUCGCCAUUCCGUUCGUCUGCAAGGUCCUGGAGCAGUGCGCGCGCUCGACGGUCUUUGUGCCGCCGAACCCGUGGCUCAUGGCGGUGCUGCGCCUGCUCGUGGAGCUCUACCACUACGCCGAGCUCAAGCUGAACCUCAAGUUCGAGAUCGAGGUGCUGUGCAAGAGCCUGAGCAUCGACCUCAAGCAGGUGCAGGCCACGACGAUCCUGCGCAACCGUCCGCAGGAGCUGGCAGCCGCUGCCGCCGCCGCGCAGCAGGCGCAGCUUCAGCAGCAGCAGCAACAGCAGCAGCAACUCCAGCAGCAGCAACAGCAGCAGCAGCAGGCCCAGCACGCUGCGCACCAGCAGGCUCAGCAGCAGGCGCAGGCUGCCGCGCAGGCCGCAGCGCAGCAGCAGCACCAGCAACAGCAGAUGCAGCAACAGCAGCAGAUGCAGCAGCAGCAACAGCAGCAGCAGUUCCCGCAGCAGCACGCGCACCAGCAGCAGCUCGCGCAGCAGGCCUCGCACGGACAGAUGGGCCAGCACCAGCAGCAGAGCGGCGCUGGCGGCCUUGCGCACGACCUCGAGCGUCUGUCGAUGGGCGCCGGCGGCGCGGGCUACGGGCCCGGCGCCGCUCAGCGCGCUCGCGCUGGCCCGCCGCAGAAUGGUCCGCCGUCCAGCGGCGCUGCGCCGGCGCACGCGUACUCCGACUCGCUGGCGCUGAUGCUGCAGAGCCUGGCGCACUACGUGGUCAUCAGCCCGCAGCUGACGCUGUUCGCGAACAACGCGACGCUCAAGCGCAUGGUGUACGUCGCAAUCGACCGCGCGAUUCGCGAGAUCAUCGCGCCCGUCGUCGAGCGCUCCGUCACGAUCGCCUCGAUCUCGACGCGCGAGCUCGUCACGAAGGACUUUGCCAUGGAGGGCGACGAGGGCAAGAUGCGCAAGGGCGCGCACCAGAUGGCGCAGAACCUCGCCGGCAGCCUGGCGCUCGUGACGUGCAAGGAGCCGCUGCGCAUCAGCAUGGUGACGCACGCGCGCACGCUCUUCCUCCAGAGCGGCUUCACGGAGCAGACGCUGCCGGAGCAGGCGCUCGUCGUCAUCAUGGGCGACAACCUGGAGCUGGCCUGCUCGGUGAUCGAGCGUGCCGCCAUGGAGAAGGCGCUGCCCGAGGUCGACGAAGGACUGGCCAGUGCCUUUGCCAGCCGCCGCGACCACCGCGCGCGCGGCAGAGGCUACUACUGGGACAGCCAGGCGCUCACGACGUCGCAGUAUGCCGCCACGCUGCCCGAUCUGCUGCGUCUCAAGCCCGAUGGCCUGCAGCCCCAGCAGCUGCGCGUGUACGAGGACUUUGGCAAGAUCCCGCGCGCGGCACCGGCCGGCCUGCUCGGCAGCGACGGCGAGCGUGGCGCUGCCGCCGCGCCGCCUGGCAUCGCCGGUGCUGAUGGCUACCCUGCCUCGGCGGGCGGCGCUCCUCCGGGCGGCCUCCUCGAGAGUGGCUCGCUGAGUGCGCAGCAGAGUCUCGAGAAGUUCUCGCAGUGCCUUGCGGACCUCGAGCGCCUCUUGCAGCAGGCUGGGCCCGAUGCAUCGAUCGCCACGCUGUCGCCCGAGGACGACCUGCGCCUCGUCGUGCGCCAGGUGCCCAUGCUGGCGGCCGCGUCGGUGAGCCGCGACGAGACGGCCCUGGCCUUCUCACAGAAGGUCGUGCAGCUGCUGUACAAGAGCGAGACGGCCAUCGCGCGCGACAUCUUCACGAUCCUGCUCGAGCGCCUGUGCGAGGUGUCGAUCAAGGUCGCCAAGGAGGUCACCGCCUGGCUCAUCUACGCCGAGGACGAGCGCAAGUUCAACGUGCCCGUCACCGUCGGCCUCAUCCGCGCUGGCCUGAUCAACAUCGUCGAGCAGGACAUGCAGCUGUCCAAGUUCAUCGCGCGCGACCUGCGCCCCAGCGUCGUCGACUUUGCCGCGCGUCUGGCGCUCGAGUGCCUGCGCGAGCCGGCCUGCGCCACGCGCGGCCAGCUCGUGCACACCAUCGAGGCGCUGCGCCGCGCCUCGCGCAGCGGCAAGGCCACCGAUGCCGCCGGCCACUUCCUCGCGGAGCUCGAGGACGGCCAGCUGAGCCAGGCAAAGACGGACAUUGGCAACUCUGCCCUGCGCGAGCAGCUCGCAUACUGCUUCGCCGAGUGGGUGCGCCUCUUCCAGCAGUCGCCCAACGCCGAGAAGAGCUUCAUCGACUUUGUGACGCAGCUGCAGCAGCAGGGCAUCCUCAAGGGCGAGGAGAUCUCGUCGAUGUUCUUCCGCGUGUGCGCCGAGGUCGGCGUGGACAGCUACAUCAAGCAGAAGGCCGUCGGCGGCUCGCUCGCCACGGGCAUCUUCAGCCCGAUCGACGCCUUCUCGAAGCUCAUCGUGCUCAUGAUCAAGUACCACGCCGAUCCCACGGGCGCCAACAACGAGCAGGCCAAGGUGCACUACCUGACCAAGAUCCUCUCGAUUGUCGUCCUUGUGCUCGCGCAGUCGCACGAGGAGCUCGGCCCGCACUUCCAGCAGAAGCCCUUCUUCCGCCUCUUCAGCAGCCUGCUGCACGACCUGCACCUGGCCGAGUCGAGCCUGCACCUGACGUACUUCCAGGCGCUGCUGGCCAUCAGCAACACGCUCAACACGCUGCAGCCGAGCUUCUUCCCGAGCUUCACCUUCUCGUGGAUGAGCCUGAUGUCGCACCGGCUCUUCAUGCCCAAGCUGCUCGGUGCGCCCGAGCUCGUCGGCAGCACGGCGCGCCAGGAGGGCUGGUCGGCGUUCCACCGCCUCUUUGCCAGCCUGCUGCGCUUCCUUGCGCCGUUCCUGCGCACGGCCGAGCUGCGCGACACGUCGCGCAGCCUGUACCGCGGCACGCUGCGCAUCCUGCUGGUGCUGCUGCACGACUUCCCGGAGUUCCUCUGCAACUACCACCACAGCCUCUGCGACAUCAUCCCGCCGUCGUGCAUCCAGCUGCGCAACCUCGUGCUCUCGGCGUUCCCGUCGCGGCAGCACCGCCUGCCCGACCCGUUCACGCCCAACCUCAAAAUCGACCGCCUGCCCGAGAUCAGCCAGGCGCCCGUCAUCCUGUCCGACUACGUCUCGGCUCUCGAGCAGCCGCAGCAGGCGCCGCUCUUUGCCGGCGCGCAGCCGAGCGGCGGCAGCGGCGGCAGCCCGGCGUUCAAGGCGGCGCUCGACGCGUACCUGCGCGACCGUGCCCCUGCCUCGUUCCUCACGAGCCUGAAGGACGCCGUCGUUAGCCCAGCCAACGCUGCGCGCGAGAUUGACUACGCGCGCGGCGAGUCGCGCUACGAUGUCACGUUCAUCAACGCCCUCGUGCUCUACGUCGGCAUCGCGGCGAUCCAGCGAGACGGCCUGCUCAACGGCAACGCGCAGGUCGACGUGGGCAUCGACGUGUUCCAGCAGCUCCUCGACGACCUGGAUGCGGAAGGUCGCUACCUGCUGCUCACGGCUGCGGCGAACCAGCUGCGAUACCCCAACAGCCACUCGGCGUACUUUAGCUACCUGCUGCUGUACCUCUACGGCGAGGGUCACGAGGGUGACGCCUCGACGAAGGAGCAGAUCACGCGCGUGCUGCUGGAGCGCCUCAUCGUCAACCGCCCGCACCCGUGGGCGCUGCUGCUGACGACGUUCGAGCUGCUGCGCAACCGCCGCUACAUCCUGCCCAAGGCACCGGCAGAGAUCGAGCGCCUGCUCUCGCACAUGAAGGCCGGCCUCGUCUCGGGCGCCACGGACAGCGGAGCGCCUGGCGGCCCGACGGAGGGCGGCGCCUCGAGCCCGGGCUCGCAGCACAUGCUCGCUGCGAACUUUGCUGCAGACGCCAACGCGGCGCACCUGCAGCACGAGCUGCGCAACGGCGCCUAGACGCGCGCUCCUUGCGGCCGAGCCUCUUCUUCCGAUGAUCCCGGCCGGCUCUGUUCUCCAUAUUCAAGCCACGCAUCUUGCAACAAACAACGUCUCGGGGCGAUCGCGGUCACUCGUCAUCCAAUGGUCAAUGCUCGCCGCGCUCUCUCUCUCUCCUCUUCCUCACCCUCCCACGUAGCACUUUCUUGCCAUUAAUGGCCCCGUACCACCACCGCGACGCAGCUAGUUGUCCCCCUUGGCCCCCCCUGCGCUGUCGCUGCAGCGUCAUGUCCCCCUUUCAGUCCCGAUCUACCCUGCCUCCCUCCUGCUCCUACAAGUAUGCAAUGCCCCGACGCGU